AUGAUUGUCUCCAUCGCCGGCUUGGUUGCCCUGUCUGCUCUCGCCACAGCCCAUGGUGACCAUGGCCAGUCCCAGCUUGCUGGUCCACACCAAGGACUUUGGUACAACACACUCCCAGGAGAUGGUGGCACGCAGGCCGACUCCGUAUUCUCAGGAAUCUCAACUUUCGGCCGCCUGCCCUAUUACCCAUGCCUGGCUAGCGACGCCGAGAAAUACGACAUCGCUUUCCUAGGUCAGUCAACACCAGCUGGUCUACAGCAAGAUCAUACAAAGCCCUUACUCACACUUCCACCAAACAGGUGCCCCCUUCGAUACCGGAACCUCCUACAGACCCGGCGCCCGGUUCGGACCCAGCGGUAUCAGACAAGGUUCUCGCCGCCUCAAUCUGUAGUACGUAUCAUCUCCAACAAGCAGAGAUGCUUCCACAUGGCACGACGAAGCUCACAAAAACUGGCCUUCAGUGGUGGCUACAAUGUGCCUUUGCAGGCGAACCCGUUUACUAGCGAUAUGCGGAUCUUGGAUUGUGGCGAUGUUCCUGUUACAUCAUAUGACAACGCCUGGGCAAUCCGGCAGAUCGAGGAAGGACACAACAGCAUCCUGAUGCGCAAGCCAUACCUUGACGCGAAUAAACCGGGUCUUUCACGUGCCGGCAAGACCCUUCCUCGUGUUAUUACCCUUGGUGGUGAUCAUACCAUCACACUGCCCUUGCUGCGAAGUAUCAAUAAGGCCUAUGGGCCUGUAACAGUGAUUCAUUUUGAUAGUCAUUUGGACUCGUGGAAACCGAAGGUCUUCGGUGGCUCUCCUAGUGAGGUUGCAGCUAUUAAUCACGGCACAUACUUCUACCAUGCGGCGAUGGAAGGAUUGUUGAGGAAUGAUACUAAUAUUCAUGCUGGUAUUCGUACGACGUUGUCUGGGCCUUCUGAUUAUGACAAUGAUGGGUACUGCGGGUUUGAGAUUGUUGAGGCGAGGGAGAUCGAUGUUAUUGGAACGGACGGUAUUAUCAAGAAGAUUCGCGACCGUGUCGGAACUGACAAUCCGGUUUAUCUUUCUAUUGAUAUUGAUACUUUGGAUCCUGCUUUCGCACCGGCUACCGGCACGCCAGAGACUGGCGGGUGGUCUACACGCGAACUGCGGACGAUUAUCCGUGGUCUUGACGGGUUGAACUUUAUUGGUGCGGAUAUCGUUGAGGUCGCGCCGGCUUAUGAUACCAAUGCAGAGUUGUCGACGAUGGCUGCCGCUGAUGUGCUGUAUGAAGUCCUUACUAUCAUGGUCAAAAAAGGCCCUUUGUCUAUUGGGGAGGAGUCUCAUGAGCUGUGA
Molecule: messenger RNA, 1317 nt
Organism: Penicillium mononematosum
Lineage: Eukaryota; Fungi; Ascomycota; Eurotiomycetes; Eurotiales; Aspergillaceae
Product: agmatinase
Exons: 7
Coding region: 1-1317 (438 amino acids)
Molecular function (GO): metal ion binding; agmatinase activity
Source: RefSeq, a predicted model, not a curated record